GCCACUGUCACCUGGCGUGGGGGUGGAAGGGCAGGGGCGGAGGGGUGACCUCUUGGUUUCUUCGUCUCACCCCUCGUGAGGGAGCAGCGUGGGCUGGAUGUGCGAGUGCCCUUAGUCCAGCUUUGGAAACCAGCAGGAGCAGAGCUUAAAGAACCUGGAAGCCAGGAUCUUGAAAGGAGCUGGAAAGGAGAUUGGGGAACAAAAAGUCAAACACGUUCUUUAGUUUUGAUUGUGGUGUGUUUAUCACAUGAAUCUCUAAAAAGAAGUGUCAGUCUGCCCUGUGAUCUAAGCUGUUGGUGAAUUAAUUGCUUAAUUGCUUAAUAACAGUUAUGUGCAGAUGAAACUUAAUUGUAUUUGCUAAAGGUUUUUUUUGUUAUACUCCGUUUCUUAUUUUCACUGCUGCCGUGGUAGUGCCCAGUUUGUGAGGCACUCUCCAUAUGCUGUAACACCAAAAAAAUACCUUGCAUGUUGGAAUCAAGAUUUCACUGUUGUAAAUAUGAAAGUUGAAACACUGGAAAGCAUCAAAGUAUUGGAAUGGAUAUAAAAAUAGGUGAAUAGUGUAUGCUCUGAACCAGAAAACUUCUUCACUGAAUAUUAUUCACAGAGGAGAAAGCAGGAGGAAGGAUGAGGAGGAGCUGUAAAGCAAUGCUGGUUUUUAUUCUACAUAGAGUCUCAGAAAUCACUUUGCAAAUCACAGAUGGCCUGUUUGCAUACAUGCCGCAUGCAAGCAGGCAUUAGCCGGCUUAAUAACAGUCUGUUAAAUUUAACAAUACAGUGAACAUCAGGAAUGAAUUAAUUUGAAACCCUUUGGUAACCAGCAGAGCUACUUAAGCAGUGUCCUUUGGUGUGCAGCAAUGUUCAUAGGCUAUAUGCAGGAGGGGUGGGGAAAGCUGGGCUUUUCACAAAGGAGGUUCUGUUCUCUGUAACAUGAUUCCAGUUAGUCCUGGCCAAAGCAGCAAUGCUUACAGCAAUUAUGAUAAAGGGAAUGUAUUCCUAAUUUGACAGGAUCAGAUCUUAUGUCUCAUCAGUACUACUUUAUAAAGGAAAUAAAGGAGAGGGGAAAGUGUUUGGAUGCUUACAGAAUUUGUGACAUAUGAAAGAAUGUAUGGUGUGAGAGUGGUAUGUGAGUCAUUAAACUGUAAUAUUUUUAAGGUCUGGAAUGAGAGGAAGAAAACCUGUGUUGUGAUAGAAAAUAUGGAAGAGAAAUUCCAGGCAUUUCUUUAAACAUCAGGUUAAUACUGAGCACCAUUCUGCUGAAAGCAAGAGAAAGCCAAACACCUUGUCCUUGUCCAUUUCAGUUUGAGAAUUGAUAUUUCAUUUAUUUGAUUGAACGGCUCGAUCCUCAAUUUGUUUUCUGUUCAAGUUCAAUCUCCUAUUCACCCUCAUAAUCAGUGGAAAAACCAGACAGGACUAUUACAAAAUUUGAUGACCUUGACAUCCUGAGAUUGGUAUUCCCUCCUGUAUCCCUCUCAUGCCACUGCCUUUUCCUUGCACCAUUUUUGCCACAACAUGCCUCCCUUAAAGACUCAUGGUCUCAAUUCUCUCCAUGCUCAGCUUCAGUAUCCCUUGAAAUUCCUCUGGGGCAAGAGCUGUCUUGGAUUUUGGGAGUGCUUGUUAUUUAUACGUUGAUCUGCAUGUAUGUUUGGUUAACAGGAGACCAAGCAGGAGUGGUCAUGGUUGAGUUCCUACUGCAGCACUUCCUUUGUCAAAAAGGCAAAUGUGUGUGUCUAGUUUGAAUCAAGAUGCUGAUCUUUGAAAAUGGGAAGAAUAUAGUUGUAGGAGAUUUAACUGCUUGUUUAAACUUGACUGAUGUUGGCCAAUGUGUUUCAAAAGUAGUUAAGUGGAGACUGGCACAGACCACAGUUGCACAACUCUUGUUUUGUUUGGAAAGUAGGCAAAAAGAACUACAUUUUUAUAGGCAUUUGGUAUCAUAUGGUAGAAAGUGAUUCACAUGUCUUAAAUUUAGUUGUGACAAUUGAACAUUUCGUCUCUCUGGGCAAUGCUGAUUAAAACAUCUCAUAAAUUAAUCUUGGUCAACACAGGACUUUCACUAACUUAAUUGUGCCGAACUUGUUUGAUUUAUAACCAGUGUAACUCUGCAAGCAGAUGUCUUUACAUUAGAUGAAAGUAAUGUGUCAAACUUUGGGCAGUUUAACUUAUUUUGCUGCUUCAAACAGAAGUAAAAUCUUUAAGAUCUUAAACAGUCUUAAAUUUAAGUCCUCGUAUGGUUUUGACUGUUGCUUUGCAGACUUUUUUUCCCUAGAAUGAUGUUGAACCUCUGUUCCAAAUGAGUUCCUGGGAGUUGUUUCAUUUCACAACAUUGGAAUUAAAUUUGUUGAACAUAAUCAGUAAAUUUCCUCAGACAGUAAUGCAUCACUUAAUGUUUAAUGGUCUGUUGCUCGCCUCCAGCUUGAAUCAUACAACUCAUGAAUCAACCACUAAACAAACCUCUCUGCUGGAAUAAUGCUUCAACUUUUUCUUCCUUUUUCAGAAUUAAUCUAUGUCAUCAAUUUGCUGCUCAUGAAUGUGUCCCAAAAUGUAGGGUUUUUUUAUUGGGCUGUUACGUUGUCACUAUCCUAGUUUAGAUGGAAGAAAGUAUAAGCAUUUCUUCGUAAACUGCUGCAGUAUGUACAUUAAAGGCAUUAAAAGUGAAUUAUGGUAUCUCUCUGUUAUACUUCCAAAUUCAUAUACUGCCUUGUUUUUUCUUUUUUUUCCCCCAGAUAUUCUAAUGUAUUUGAUCUGGAGAUAAAUGUGUUUUUAAGUGCCCUAUGUCCUUCCAUCUUUUCAAUAGUUUAUUUCACCAAUGAUUUUAUGCUUUAGAGCUGUAUUUUCAGUCAGCGUGACCUCUGUAUUUUCCUUAUGGAUUUUUCUCAGUAAUACUUCUUGUGAUGCUUUCUUGUGAUAUUUCAAACCAUUCAAUGACUAAAAAUCUAGAAGUGAAAUCCUAGGUGUGAUAAGUUGACUCACUUUGUGACAAAUUGUCAGCUUCCUUCUCAGUUUCCUUACUUAUUUUACUUCUGUUUCUCUUUGUUGGUGACGUUGUAGCAAAAACACACUCAGGAAUAUGGAAAGAUCUUCAAGUCUCACUUUGGUCCCCAGUUUGUUGUAUCCAUUGCAGAUCGAGAUAUGGUUGCUCAAGUGCUCCGGUCAGAAGGUAGAGCACCACAGAGAGCUAACAUGGAAUCGUGGCAGGAAUACAGAGACUUACGAGGAAGAGCUACAGGACUAAUUUCAGCAGAGGGGGAACAGUGGCUAAAAAUGAGAAGUGUACUGAGGCAAAAAAUUCUGAAACCCAAAGAUGUGGCGAUUUACUCUGGAGGAGUCAAUGAAGUUAUCACAGAUUUAAUUAAAAGAAUCUACACCCUCAGAAGUCAAGGGGAAGAUGGAGAAACAGUGACCAAUGUUAAUAAUCUUUUCUUCAAGUACUCAAUGGAAGGUGUGGCUACUAUUCUAUAUGAAUGCAGGUUGGGCUGCCUGGAAAACAACGUCCCACAACAGACUGUUGAAUAUAUCGAGGCUCUGGAGUUGAUGUUCAGUAUGUUUAAGACCACAAUGUAUGCAGGUGCCAUUCCCAGAUGGCUUCGUCCAUUUAUUCCAAAACCCUGGAGAGAGUUCUGCAGAUCCUGGGAUGGACUCUUCAAAUUUAGUCAAAUUCAUGUUGACAACAAACUGAAGUCUAUUCAGUCUCAACUGGAUCAAGGAGAAGAAGUGAACGGUGGGCUACUUACGUACCUCCUCGUGAGUAAGGAGCUGACUUUGGAGGAGAUUUAUGCCAAUAUGACUGAAAUGCUCCUGGCAGGAGUGGACACAACUUCUUUUACUUUGUCCUGGGCAAUAUAUAUGUUGGCAAAACACCCUGAGGUUCAACAACGUGUUUACGAGGAAAUAAUCGAUAAGCUGGGGAAAGACCAAGCUCCUGUUGCUCGUGAUGUGCCCAAAUUGCCUUUGAUUAGAGCUGUGCUGAAGGAAACUCUGAGGUUAUAUCCUGUAUUGCCAGGAAAUGGAAGAGUGACCCAGAAAGACUUGAUUGUUGGAGGAUACUUAAUACCUAAAGGGACGCAGCUGGCACUCUGUCAUUAUACCACUUCCUACAGCGAAGAGAAUUUUCCAAUGGCCAAUGAGUUCCGGCCCGAGCGCUGGCUGCGGAAAGAUAAUUUGGACAGGGUAGACAAUUUUGGUUCCAUCCCCUUUGGUUAUGGCAUUCGAAGUUGUAUUGGAAAAAGAGUUGCAGAACUGGAAAUUCAUCUUGCACUGAUUCAGUUGCUUCAGAAUUUUGAGAUUAAAAUUUCUCCCAAAACUGAACCAGUUCAUGCCAAAACCCAUGGACUUUUGACUCCCGGAGGCUCCAUCAAUGUGAGAUUUUCUGACAGAAAGUGAGACUGAGAUAUACUGGAAAUACUUGUAUGGUUUUCAAGGGAACAGGCUUGCAUCUAAUGGACGUUUGAUCGUAACAUGUUCUCUGGUUUGUAGUUUCUUCACAAUAUGACCAAGUAUUAUGUUCUGCCUUAUCCCUAGCAGUACAUGACAAAAGUUACCUCUCUUGUAAUUGAUAAUUACACAUUUGAAGAUACAUGCUAAAACAGUUCCUUCUUGCACUGGGAUUCUCCUACUUGUAUUUCAAGUUGUAGCAGCACAUGCAUUGGGGAAAAAAAAAAAAAAUCAGACAUUUUUGUCAUUCAGUGAUUUUGUUACUAUUCUAUAGUAAAAGUCAGUUAUUCUUGUGAGUUGUUAGAGAGCAAAAGAAUUGUUAUCUGGUAUUAGCUGCAUUUAGGAGUUUGUGUUUUUGUUUCUUGUCCUCCAAGUGUGUUCUUUAAAAUUUAUGCAUAACAUUAAAAAUUAGGUGAUUUUCUCUUGUCUGUAAAAACAUUUACACUACACGUAUUUAAAAUAUUAACACAAUAAUAUGAAAUGUAAAGAUUGAAAAAAAUGCAAUUUGCAUCAGUUUUAGUCUCAAAAUUCAAAAGCAAUUUACAGUUUAUCUCAAAUACAGUGUCCACAAAAUAUUGCCAUAUAAUUUCCUGAAAAAAACAACUGUAAAGUUUAAACAAUCCAUUGUAGAGUUGUGAACCUAGACAUUGUCUUAUCACCAAAGCAAAAGCUGAGUGGAAUAGCACAAGCCACUUUCACUGUUCUAGCUAAUAUUAUGCCAAAAUCAACUGUAAAUAAGAAAAAUGAAGAAGUUGUUACAUUUUUAUCAUUUAAUGAAAAUACUAUUAAAUAUCUUCACAGUUCUUCAACAGUAAGAACUGGAAACUUCCCAUUGUAGUGUGCUGAACUCAUAGGCAGGUACACGCGUGCUAUAGGAUGGGAAUGUGACUACUGAGGUAUUUGAAGGCUUUUAAUUUUUUUUCCUGGUGUCCAAUAUAAAGUGUGGACAACAGAAAUAUUUUUGUUUUUGCUUUACUUUUUUCUGUAACAGCUAACAGAGAUGUCUUUUGCAUGAGACUUCAGUCUUCAGAUAAAUUUUCAUGUCUCUGUACACUAACCUUACGUUCUCUUUCUGAGAGAAACCUUAUACCUUGGGACCAUGUUGUGCCUUCAACAACACUCAAACCUGCCUAUCCUAACAUGGUAUUAUCUAUAUGAUAAUGUAUAGCUAACUGUUUACAUGUCAGGCUUUGACUGUUGUUUGUGAGGCAGUUUACAUACCGAUAAUCAUAGAUAUUUAGAUGUGCCAAGAUAAAAGUUGUGCAACUUGGUAUUUAAAAUGACAUUUUUCUAUUCACAUCUGACUGUAAAAUGGCAAAGGUAAGUUAUGAAUGAAAUAAUGUGCUUUAGUAUACAUGAGAACCAUUAUAGUCAUAUUUUUUUGAAGUGCUUUGGUUAGUUUUUGUAGUACAUUUUCAAGGUCUUCACAGAAGAAAAAUAUUCCUUUAAAAUGGUAACAGUCAACAAAAUUGAUUUGAUCUGUGGGAAGAUUAAAUGUUUACAUGACUUUAAAUGGUUGGUAUAUACAUGUAUACGUGUACUACAGGAUAAGCAGGUAAUCUC
Messenger RNA from Meleagris gallopavo (turkey), 5991 nucleotides. The record is from RefSeq and is a predicted model, not a curated record. Lineage: Eukaryota; Metazoa; Chordata; Aves; Galliformes; Phasianidae.